Plasmodium adleri (nom. inval.) is the source of this 2517-nucleotide messenger RNA. Its product is annotated as GTP-binding translation elongation factor tu family protein, putative. Gene Ontology annotation, cellular component: ribonucleoprotein complex; cytosol. NCBI's taxonomy places the organism in Eukaryota, Apicomplexa, Aconoidasida, Haemosporida, Plasmodiidae. The transcript has a single exon. Gene Ontology annotation, molecular function: GTP binding; GTPase activity. The coding region runs from base 1 to 2517 and encodes 838 amino acids. The record is from RefSeq and is a predicted model, not a curated record.
AUGUUAAACCUGUGGAAAGGUUUAAACACAUAUACCAAUAAAAGGAUUAGACAUCAAUAUAUUAUUACAAAUGAGAUAUUAAUAAAAAAAAAGCAGACAAGAAAUAAUCACAAUUUUAAUAUAUCAUUAGAAAAAGGAUGGGAAAGAAAAUUAUGUAAGAAUAUAAUAAAUUAUAAGGAUGUAGUUUUAAAAAAGAUGGAGAUGAAAAUAAGUAUGUCAUCGAUGAAUAUUAGAAAGUGUAAUAUGUUAAAUAAUAUAAAUAUAUUAUAUAAUAAUCUAAACAAAUAUGUAAAUAUAUAUAUGAAUAAUAAAAUAAAAUGUUUUAAUCAUAUGAAUGGUACACGUCAUCAUUAUAGUAGUAAAAAAUUAAAUAUUAUAGAUCCUGAAAAAAUUAGGAAUGUUGCUAUUAUAGCUCAUGUAGAUCAUGGUAAAACUACUCUUGUUGAUAAAUUAUUAAAACAAGGAGGUGAAAUUACAAAUAAUGAUAGAGUAAUGGAUCAUAAUGAUUUAGAAAGAGAAAGAGGUAUAACUAUAAUGUCUAAAGUGACAAGAAUAAAAUAUGAUGAUUAUUAUUUUAAUAUUGUAGAUACCCCUGGACAUUCUGAUUUUGGUGGAGAAGUUGAAAGAGUAUUAAAUUUAAUUGAUGGAGUAUGUUUAAUUAUAGAUGUAGUCGAAGGACCUAAGAAUCAAACCAAAUUUGUUUUAAAAAAAUCAUUAUUAAAUCCUUCAUGUAAAAUUAUUGUUAUUAUGAAUAAAUUUGAUAAGCCAAGUAAUAUGAAAAAAAAAGAAGAAAUAGAAAAUGAAAUUUUUGAUCUCUUUGUUGAUUUAAAUGCUCCUGAAGAAUUAAUGAAUUAUCCUAUUUUAUAUGCAUCCGCAAAAAAUGGAUGGUGUACAGAUAAUUUUGAGGAGGCUAAACAAAAUAAUACUGAAAAAAAUGAUGUAUUAGUUAUAUUUAAAAAGAUAAUAGAAUAUAUUGAUUCACCCGUUCAUUUGUCAAAAAAUAAUAAGCUUCUUGAAGAUAAAAGUACAAACCAUUUGAUGGAUGAAAAGGAUAAUAGGAAUGAAAAUUCGGAGCAUUCAGAAAAAGUAUUUAGAGAGGAAAAAAAAAAGGACUAUAUACAAAAUGAUGAAACUGAUAAAAUAGAGGAUAUCUUACAAGUUGAUAAAAAGAUGGCAUCAAUCUCAAAUAAUAAUAAUAACAACCAUAUGUAUAACAGUUCUUUAGAUUUAUCUUCUCAAUCCAUUAACAAAAAAAAUGAGAAAGAUAAAAUUAUGACAGAUCUUAUUCUGAAGGAACCUUUUUGUAUGCUUGUCAGCUUAAUAGACCAUCAAGAAGGAGUUGGAGUUACUGUGACAGGCAAAAUUUUUAAAGGUGUUAUAAAAAAAGGAGAUAGUAUUAUUGUAAAAAGUGAAGAAAAUAAAUUAAGAGGACAUUGUGUUAUUAAGAAUAUUUUUUAUAUGAAAGGUCUAAAAAUUGAAAAUGUACCUUUUGCAAGUGCAGGAGAUAUAGUUAAUAUAUCUAUUGCUAAAGGUGUUACACCAUCAGUGAAUGAUACUAUAACAUCUGAUGAAAAUAUGGAAAGCUUAAAAACUAGACCAAUAGACCCUCCAGUUCUAUGCCUAAAAAUAUCACAAAAUACAAGUCCUUUAACAGGCAAAGAUGGGAAGCAUAUUACAUUAUCAUCUAUAGGUAAUAGACUUAAGAAAGAAGCAGCAAUAAAUAUAGCUAUAGAAAUAAGCGAAUCUGAAAAAAAAGAUAGUUAUGAAGUUAAAGGAAGAGGUGAAUUACAAUUAGGUAUUCUUAUAGAAAAAUUAAGAAGAGAAGGUUAUGAAAUGACAAUAUCAUCACCAAAUGUUAUAUAUACUAAAGAUGAGAAAGGGAAUUUAUUAGAACCUAUUGAAGAAUAUCAUAUUACAAUACCAUCAUCAAUGACUUCAAAUGUUAUUGAAAAAUUAAAUACAAGAAAAGCAGAAAUUGUAGAUAUUAUAAAUGAUGACGAUGAUAAUACAUUUAUCAAAUGUAUAUGUCCAUCAAGAAAUUUUUUUGGUAUGAGAUCUUAUUUAAGAGAUAUAAGUAAAGGGACUUCUAUAAUCAAUUCUGAAUUAAAAGAAUAUAAAAAAAAACAACCAUCAUAUAAACGAGAUCGUAAUGGAGUUAUUAUUUCAUCAUCAAGUGGAACAACAACAGCUUUCUCAUUAGAUCCUAUUCAACAAAAAGGUAAUUUAUUUGUAAAUGAAAAUUAUCCAACAUAUGAAGGUAUGAUUAUUGGGGAACAUUUUUUAAGUAAUGAUAUUGAAAUGAAUGCUAUAAAAAUAAAACCUGUUCAACAUUUGAGAAAUAAAGGACAUGAAGAUACAAUAAGAAUUAAUCAUAAAAAUAUUACUAUUGAAUAUGCACUCUCAUUUAUUCAAGAUGAUGAAGAAAUAGAGGUAACACCUAAAAGGAUCGUCAUGCGUAAAAAAAUAUUGAAUACUGAACAGAGAAAAACAGCAAACAGGAAGGCAAAGCAUGGGUGA